Molecule: messenger RNA, 1045 nt
Organism: Macadamia integrifolia
Lineage: Eukaryota; Viridiplantae; Streptophyta; Magnoliopsida; Proteales; Proteaceae
Exons: 8
Coding region: 142-804 (220 amino acids)
Molecular function (GO): oxidoreductase activity
Source: RefSeq, a predicted model, not a curated record
GUUUAAUGCGUUUUCUCUCGCCUGCUAUCUCCCUGACCCUCUCCUCCUCCCACGUCCCUGUUUCGAGGUUCUCUCUCUCUCUCUCUCUCUCUCUCUCUCUCUACACGAACUCGUGCAUACUCACAGAGGUACACAAGGCUCAUGGCUACGUCACAUGGUAACAGCAGUGGCAAGAAACUCAUCCAAGUUGAUGUCAGUUCAGAUACAGUUUGUCCAUGGUGUUUCGUUGGAAAGAGAAAUCUAGACAAAGCCAUGGAUUCAUCAAAGGACAAAUUCGAUUUUAAGGUUAGAUGGCACCCAUUUUUUCUUAACCCUUCUGCUCCGAAAGAAGGUGUUCACAAGAGAGAAUACUACCAAAAAAAAUUUGGGCCCCAGAGUGAACAAAUCUUUGCUCGGAUGACAGAGGUAUUCAGAGGACUCGGGCUUGAGUAUGACACUUCUGGGCUUACGGGGAAUACUCUUGACAGUCAUAGACUCAUCACAUUUGCUGGCCACCAGGGCUUUGAUAAGCAGCAUGCUCUUGUUGAAGAGUUGUGUCUCGGAUAUUUCACACAGGGCAAGUAUAUUGGUGAUCGGGAAUUUCUUGUAGGGGCUGCUAAGAAGGCUGGAGUGGAGGGAGCAGCAGAGUUUCUUGAAGACCCAAAUAAUGGAGUCAAUGAGGUUAAUGAGGAACUGGGAAAAUAUUCAGCACACAUAACAGGUGUCCCAUAUUAUGUGAUUAAUGGAAAACUGAAGUUGAGUGGUGGCCAACCACCUGAGGUCUUUCUGAGAGCUUUUGAAAAGGCGGCAGCUGAUGCUUUCUAACCUGUGCUGCUCUUGUUCUUAGGAUAUCCGUGCUUUUCUCACAUCAUGAAAGGAAAAAUAGUUUUGUUGAUUUGUGAAAAAGAAAAAGUUAUAAGAAUAAGUAAAUAAAUGGCUUGUUGACACUUAUUUCAUCUAUGAAUUCAUCUAUAAAUUCCUCCCUAAAAUUUAUAAUGGUGUAUUCUGUGACAGUUGAGAAGUUGGAACUUAAAUAAAUGAUAGUAACAAGUCCAUUAAUAAUUUA